Quercus lobata is the source of this 3914-nucleotide messenger RNA. RefSeq names its product probable LRR receptor-like serine/threonine-protein kinase At1g74360. The record is from RefSeq and is a predicted model, not a curated record. Bases 470 to 3763 code for a protein of 1097 amino acids. Gene Ontology annotation, biological process: protein phosphorylation. The transcript has 4 exons. NCBI's taxonomy places the organism in Eukaryota, Viridiplantae, Streptophyta, Magnoliopsida, Fagales, Fagaceae. Gene Ontology annotation, molecular function: protein binding; ATP binding; protein kinase activity.
CCAAGUUUCCAAUAAUUUUAUGAACCAUUCAGAAUUUAUUUUCAUUGGUGGUAUUAACUACUCCCACAUACCUCUUUAUAACUUUCUGAUUUCUGGGGAUUACAACAAUUAGAUUCUGAUUCAGAGGAAACCACAUUAUAAAUAGUUUAGCGUGAAAACAAAUUACAGGAUCUGCUGCUAAAGUUGCGUGAGAUUAGCUUUGCGUAUGCAAAAAUUCUUCAAUAUACGGAUGCUUAUUUACCUAUGUUGAUUUAGAGAGGAGGGUGGUGCUAACAAGCUUUUACUUCCUAUCUGGCGGUGUGUCAACAACACUGGAAUAACAUUCUCAUAUUGAGAAUCCAUAACUUCAGUUUUGGUUCAAUUUUAUUCAUCGGAUUCUAAGAAGCUAAUCUUUAACUACAAAUUCUAUAAAGAGAACCAAGACAAAGACCAAGAGGAAGAAGAAGGAGAAGGCCAUAUUUGAACUAGCAUGUCAGACGAGGAAACUAAUUCAUGGCCGGUUGCGUUAAUUGUUUUCUUAAUCUUGAUCACAGGUACGCUUGUUGCUGGAGAUUCUCUGGACACAGACAAAGAAGUCCUGCUAAAUCUGAAAGCAUUCUUUGAAAAAAACAAUCAAAUAAACCGAGGAAUAUACUCACUGUGGAACAAGCAGAGCAAUAACCCAUGUGAAUGGCCUGGAAUAAAUUGCAGUACUACUACCAGAACAGCAAGAGUCACUAGCAUCAACCUCUCAGACAACCAAAUCUCCGGCAAGUUAUUCGGAAACUUCUCAUUGCUAACCGAGCUCUCUUUCCUCGACCUCUCCAAGAACACACUCAGUGGAGUGAUUCCUGAGGACUUAAACCGGUGCCAAAACCUUGUGCGUCUCAAUCUCUCACAUAACAUUCUUGACGGCCACCUGAACUUGACAGGGUUGAAUAAGCUUGAGAAGCUUGAUAUUUCUGUCAAUAGAAUAUGUGGGGAGGUCCAGUUGAGCCUCCCAACAAUUUGUGACAAGUUGGUUGUGUUGAAUAUAUCGAGGAAUAACUUCACGGGCGUGAUCCAUGGCAGUUUUGAUACAUGCCAGAAUUUGCAGUUCUUGGAUUUGAGCACAAACAAGUUAAGUGGGAAAUUAUGGAUUGGUUUUGAAAGGCUGCUUGAGUUUUCUGCCUCAGAAAACAAUUUCAACGGGCAUAUUUUGUCGUCAAUGUUUGGUACUAACUGUAACCUGCAAGUUUUAGACCUGUCUGAAAAUGGUUUUACUGGUCAGGUUCCAGGGAAUAUAUCAUAUUGUCGAAGUUUGGUUAUUUUGAAUCUGUCGAGUAAUAAUUUUACAGGAAAAAUUCCAGCUGAGAUGGGAUCAAUUUCUAGUCUUCAAGCUUUGUACUUGGGGAACAACAGCUUUUCCAAAGAUAUUCCAGAUUCACUUCUCAGCUUGAAUAAGUUAACCUUCUUGGAUUUGAGUAGGAACAAUUUUGGAGGAGAUAUACAAGAGAUUUUUGGGAAAUUCACUCAGGUUAAGUUUCUUGUAUUGCACAGCAAUUUGUAUAUCGGUGGGAUAUAUACAUCGGGAAUUCUCAAGCUUCCUAACAUUUUUAUAUUAGACCUGAGCUUCAACAAAUUUUCAGGUCCACUUCCAGUUGAAAUCUCUGAAAUGCCAAGUUUGAAGUUCUUGAUCCUUGCUUACAAUGAAUUUUCUGGAACUAUACCAUCAGAAUAUGGAAACCUGCCCCGCCUGCAAGCACUUGACCUCUCUUUUAACAGGCUAAAUGGAUCAAUACCUCCCACCUUUGGAAAGUUGAGAUCACUCUUAUGGUUGAUGCUUGCAAAUAAUUCCCUAUCAGGGGAGAUUCCGCCGGAUUUGGGAAAUUGCACAAGCUUGUUGUGGUUGAACCUUGCCAACAACCAGCUUUCUGGGAAAAUCCCACCACAAUUGACAAAUAUUGGUACAAAUGCCACAGCAACUUUCGAGUCUAAUCGCCAGGAAAAUGACGGGAUUGUUGGUGGUUCAGGGGAGUGUUUGGCGAUGCGGAGGUGGAUUCCUGCAAACUACCCUCCUUUCAGUUUUGUGUAUGACAUCCUCACAAGGAAGAGUUGUAGAAGCACAUGGGAUACGAUACUUCAAGGAAAUAGCAUUUUCCCAAUAUGUGCAGCUGGUUUGUCAGUCAGGACCUUUCAAAUCCCGGGUUAUGUUCAACUAAGUGGGAAUCGGCUUUCAGGUGAGGUGCCUCCAGAUAUUGGUAAUAUGCAGAAGUUCAGUAUGUUGCAUUUGGGCUUCAAUGAAUUCUAUGGGAAGCUCCCUCCUCAAAUUGAAGAAAUGCCACUUGUAGUCCUAAACAUUUCCAAUAACAAGUUUUCUGGUGAAAUUCCUGGGGAGAUUGGUAACAUUAAGUGCCUGCAGAAUCUGGACUUGUCCUGCAACAAUUUUUCUGGCAUGUUCCCAGCAAGCUUUAACAAUCUGAGUGAGCUAAACAAGUUCAAUAUCUCAUAUAAUCCACUGAUCUCUGGUGUAAUUCCAAUAACCGGGCAAUUUUCAACGUUUGAGAAGUCCUAUCUCGGUGACGCCCUUUUGGAACUUCCAAAUUUCAGUCACAACACCACAGAUAAGUUUCCACAUGGUAACAAUCAUGAUGGGAAGACAAACAGGCGUAGUUUUGCUGCAUUCUUGGUGUUCCUAGCUUUGGCACUGAUUUUCUUAAUAUUUGGGGUAUUGUCACUCAUAGUCUGCAUGUUGGAGAAGAGCCCAUCAGAAUCACCUGGGUAUCAAUUGCAGGAUAUAAAGUACCCGCAUGAUCUUGCAUCAAGUUCUAGCUAUUCAUCACCAUGGUUGUCAGAUACGAUUAAGGUCAUUCGUUUGGACAAAACAGCUUUCACACAUGCAGACAUUUUAAAAGCGACUGGUAACUUUUCAGAGGAGAGGAUUAUUGGAAAGGGGGGAUUUGGCACAGUCUACCGAGGAGUAUUGCCUGAUGGGAGAGAAGUGGCAGUUAAAAAGCUUCAAAGAGAAGGAAAAGAGGGUGAAAGGGAAUUCCAAGCUGAAAUGGAGGUUCUAAGUGGCAAUGGAUUUGGUUGGCCACAUCCAAACCUUGUGACACUUUAUGGUUGGUGCUUGGAUGACACACAGAAAAUUCUAGUUUAUGAGUACAUGGAAGGUGGAAGCUUGGAGGACCUCAUAUCAGACAGAAUAAAGCUUACAUGGAGGAGAAGAAUUGAUGUGGCAGUUGAUGUAGCUCGUGCAUUAAUGUUUCUACACCAUGAAUGCUACCCUGCCAUUGUGCAUCGUGAUGUGAAGGCUAGCAAUGUCCUACUUGAUAAGGAUGGGAAAGCACGGGUUACUGAUUUUGGUCUAGCUAGAGUUGUUGAUGCUGGGGAUAGUCAUGUUAGUACAGUGGUGGCUGGGACAAUUGGUUAUGUUGCUCCUGAAUAUGGGCAAACAUGGCAUGCUACUACAAAAGGGGAUGUGUAUAGUUUUGGGGUAUUGACAAUGGAACUAGCAACUGGGAGGAGAGCUUUGGAUGGAGGGGAAGAGUGUCUGGUGGAAUGGGCGAAACGGGUGAUGAGAAAUGAGAGGCAAGGAUUGAGCAGAUCAGUCAUACCGGUUGUGCUUUUGGGGUCCGGGCUGGCUGAGGGGGCAGAGGAAAUGAGUGAGCUUCUUCGGAUUGGGGUGAAAUGCACAGCCGAGUCACCACAAGCUAGACCAAACAUGAAGGAAGUGCUAGCUAUGCUAAUAGAGAUUUCCUGCAUUAGAGGGGAGUUCAAUUAUGGUCACUCUCCUCCGUUUUAAUUUUUUGAAGUUUUGAGAAAAAUGUCCAUAGUUUGAGGAUGUUACAUAGUUUUCACACAUAUAAUACACAUAGUUUUUACUGAUGUAAUUCUUCUUGUACACAAAUCAUUCAUCAUUCAUUAUGUCAAAGAAAGGCUUCUCAAUUUUGUUA